CGUGGUUGGAAUUUAGAAGAACGCCACUGACCUUGAUGUGUUUGUUAGCGCGAUCACAUAUUAUGUGCACCUUUCUUCAUUUAAAUACAGAAAGAUAUCUUCAUUUAAAUACAGAAAGAUAUGUCAUCAAACUCAGGAUGAUCAGGAACGAUUUAUUUGAAGAACGAAGAAGCAUCGUGCUCAUUUUGAACACGGUUGCGUAGUUACUCACUUACACGGGAACAAGCUCAUCAUUGGCCUUCUUGUUUAUUUUGUGCCGUCGGUCCUCCCUUAAAUGUUUUUCUCAAAUCGUUCGCGGCCGUCAAAAUGAGCAAAGACUCGAAGCGGCGCAAAACCGCGGACGUGGAGGACAUCUGGGAGGACAAAGUAGGGACCGUCGACUACAUCAACAUUCCGCCAGAGUCAAAAAGGUCGGCGUGGGGUAUCAUAGUUACUUGCGGCGCAAAGAAAGAUCUACAUUUUGAAAAAUACUACUUCAACGUAUCGCGAGAGCACCUCGUGUCCGACGGCAUCAGGAAAGGCGACGCGGUGACAUUUAGGGGUAACCCAGCCGAUCUCCCUGUUGCGGGGCACAAUUUCCCUGAAGCGACUUGCGUUCGCGUGACAAAGGCGUCCGAUGACGAUUCGCUCCAGCACCAGCACCGGAAAGACCCCGAACAGGAAACGCUUUCCUUCGCGAAAAAGCUGUCGGAAGUCUGGCCCGCUUGCGGGGAGCAGCUGGCCUGUCAGGUCGAAUUUCUGGUAAAUAAUGUGGCGGACUUGAUUCACCCGCAGAGCGAUGUAUUCAAGGGAACAAAUGCACGCCCAAUUGUCGUGCCUUGCCCUUACUCAUUAAUGUGCAUCGAUCGGCCGACGCCCGAAGGCGAAUUCGAAGUGUUGGUGGAGUCGCGUAGUUGAUUGGUACAGCUGUAACUAGCUCUAGCAUCUUCGCCGUGAUUCGGAUACGCGUCGCAGCAUCAAGGAGCUGCGCCCUGCAUGACGAGUAGAAGCCGCUACUUCCCACUUCAAUCAUCUAAAGCCACCCUCUUUGCAAGAACCAAAUUAUCUGUACCAGUGUAGUGGCCUAGUGUGCUUAUUGUAAGUAGUUGACCUUGACUCGAAUUUCACAAUCACAAGAAACGAACGCGAUGAUCCGUCGUGCUCAUUUAAGCUCAACGGUAACGAAUAGCUUGCCGAAUAAGUACUUUUCGCGGGCGGGGUAUGGGUGUGCAAUGUUCCUUCUUCAUCAUACUACGGCGCGCUGGCCCAGGGGUCCGCUAACAGCAUUGUGCUGUUGGACGGUCCAACGGGGUCCGGGAAAUCUACCCUCGUGGGUAUGAUGCGCGGUUGGACAACGUGCUGGGCGGUGGAGGGGUCGCGCACAGUCCUGCAGUACAAGAGCCCCAAGCUAGCCGCUGAAGCAGGCGCGCCAAAAAUCGGGCACUCUUUAAUGCAGAGCGAAACUCUGCGCGCACAACUACACCCGCUUGGGGAGAGGCCUGGAAAUGACCAGGAUGGAGCAAAACACGAAGCCAUUGGCGGCACUGGACGUGGCGGGGUAUAUUUGGUUACGGCUUGGACGGUAGUUAGAAAUCCCGGCCGCGGAUAUUGUGCGGAUAUUAUGACUCAAAUGGAAAACGUGCGACAGUUUUUCUCUCGUCGUGGUCGAUCUUUCUCGCCGACCCCCAGCCCCCCGCCCAAGGCCAGGGGCGGGCCAGGGGUGGGCCGGGGAUCGAUGGGCCAGGGGAGGGUCGCCCAGGGGCGGGAGGGUGGGGACCCCGUUCCGACCCCUGAUCGCGGCCGACCCCGGCAAACGCCUAGCCUGGCCCCGUGCAUGUUGGCCGGCCGCUCGUGGGCGGUCGGCCCAUUUUUUCGCUGCAGCCUUGGGAAGCACGCCUUGGCCUUGCGAGUCUGCCUGGCAUGGAGGCCAGGUGCCGGGGACAGACUCCCAAGACUGCGGAGUUGGCGGGAGUCCCCUGUCCUGAAGCGCUCCCGCCCACCUGUAGCAGUGGCCAGGAGCCUUCAACCCCGCCCGGAAGGUUCGUUGGACAGGACUUCCCGGCCGAACCUCCGUCUUGGGAGUCCUUCUUCAAGGAGGCAAAAAAGUGUCUGCGGACUGGCGAAAAAAAGGUCCCGCGGAUUUGUUGGACAGGCACGAUUUUUGGCGCCCGUUGCCUGACCCAAAAAAUCCACCAUAGCGUGCGGGCGCGGAUUUUUUGGCACAAAUCCGCGACAAAUCCGCGAGGCCCGCUGAAAACAAAUCCGCGGACCCCCUUUCGACAAAUCCGCGGACCCCCUCCGCCACGUCCGCGAAUCGAGAAUCCGAUCGGGAUUGGCGCCCUGCCAAGUGCCCUCGGGGGGCUUUAUCAGGCUGCUAUGGCCCAUCCGCGGCGAUCAUCAAAGGCGCGUCCGCUUUGGGAGCGGGCGGGCCUCCGUGCCUUGGAACCUCCGGGGGGGCCUUCCAGGCUGCUAUGGCCCCGGUUGGGGAAGGGCUUGGGGAGGGACUGGGGGAGGGGCCGCAGGGGUGGGCCGGCGGAGGGUAGGCCCGGGGUGGGCCUGGGGUCGGUGGGGCAGGGGAGGGUGAGCCAGGGGAGGAUGGGCCCAGGGUGGGCCAGGGGUCGGUAGGGCAGGGGUGGGCCAGGGGACGGCCAGGGGAGGUCGGGCGGCCAGGGUUGGGCCAGGGGUCGGGGGGGCAACCAGGGGUGGGCCAGCCAGGGGCGGGCCAGCCAGGGGCGGGCCAGCCAGGGGCGGGCCACCAGGGGCGGGCCACCAGGGACCCAAAUCCGCACAAUAUCCGCGCGCCCUUAUUCUAACGGGUGUCCAAGCUCUAAAUAUUUGGUAUGGUGCUGCGAUUCAUAUUACUUAGUCUUUGAAGAUUGAUAUUUAUUUUUAUUGACUACGUAACUCCUGGCAAGCGGCGUGGCUUUUUUCGGGUCAUUUCGGGCAGCGCAGUGCUGGGUGGUGCCCGUCCACUCAUGAGGAUGGAAAACACCCCUAAGAACCAUCCGGGGCGCACACAGAAGAUCCUACUAUGUUUAUACAAUGAACAAGAACAAGAUUUUGAUGAUGAUCUGAUGAUGACUCAGUCGUGCCUACAGCAUGAGUUGUACGCUUUAAAAAGUGGCGCCAUAAUUAUAAUCCUCAGCGCCGGCGCCACGACGCUGUGCAUUGUAGUCUUUUGCUGUAAUUAGAAUUCCUUGUGGUAAUUGUUAGACCAUCAAGUUCAGCUACAUCAUCAAUAAAUCAUAGACCGGAGUUCCCGAUUGGUUUUUUUGCUUGGUUUGACCCUGACAUGACACCACGGAAGAAGGAGCAAAUUCUAUGCUGUUCAUCAAAUCCACAAAAAAACUCACCGCUUCAGAACGGGGGACAGGCGUGGCGUUGACAUGGACAAACCCCACAUAACGCCAGAGGAUUGCACUCUCGUCGGAUCUCUUUCGAGAGCAAUGAACAUCGACGCCGCGGAAGAAAUUGCGUGCGUCGUGGUGGUGACGACUUCCCGCACCUUAGGAGACCGACAAUCUAUCUCCGACUUCGAGGAGAACGCGCUGCGGAACAUGCUAGGCAAGUACGGACUUGAAAAGCUUGCGUCCAGGGCUGUCCUGGUUUUCAGUGGUCCAGGCAAACCGCCCACAGACUCCCCCUACGAAGAGCGUCAAAAAAGUCUGCUGGACGAUCUGCGCGCGGUAGUUCUUCAGGGUACGGGCAAAAGCCGGAACGCGCGAACGAAACCGGCGAAAGCGGUCAAAGCCCUUUGGUUUGAGGUGAAGAAGCUACUGGAGAGCGGUACCAUUCGCAUUUUCAUCUCAGACGCGUUUUUUGGUUUCGCCUUUGUUCUUUCUCACUUUUAUGGAUGACGAUGUUCUAUAAGCACGUCAGUGCUCAUCGUCAUCAUCCAGUCACCUAUCUGCGCAGCCGUGAGUCUGAGUAGAAUCGCCCCCAGUCAUUAGAUCUCAUGGCUACGUUUUCGAUGCACUGAUCAUCACGCGCCGGCAUGAGUAUCUCCUUAAGGCGAUACUGACCCGGCAACGCUUGCUUUUGUUUGACUAUUCAACAGGCCGCGUCUUUUUGUUUGAUGGAAGCAAAGAGAGUGUCAGCGCUAUCCGGGAAACCGUCGACGACUCCCGUUCCACCGAUAGAAGCAUGGCAAAAACCAUCCUUACCGAAGAAAUCGCGUUCGGCCAGCAGACGCGGGCGCUAACUGAUGCCCUAGAAGCGUGUUCUAGGAUAUGCCCCGGAAAGUCUGCGCCUUCAGUUUCUUGCUUAUGCUUGUUUCAGGCCGAUUGUGGUGCAUCUCAAUUAGAUAUAGUACGGAUGAGAUAUGCAUAGCAUCUGCAGCACUCAGCUUCAAACAAUCGGGAUCGAGACGGGUCGUACCGUGUAGCUUGCUACCUUCUUACCUUUGUUUUUAUGUACUUAGACAAUUGAUAUAAGUAGAGGUAGACUUUUAUGUUGCGAAAGCCACUGCUGGCGGUGGCGCUGGCCUUGGAAACCAGACGCCGACGAGCACGAGGAUCAUAUGCCAGUGCAGGUCUGUCCCCAGUAGAAAAGGUCUUUGUCGUACAACUCUUGUGAUUAAUAUGAGAGAGGUAGCCAGCCUCGCAACGAGAGAAACUGUGGGCGGGUUUUUUUCCGGCUCGAUAGAGUCUCUACUGUAAUGUGAAGGAGGCGCAAGCAGUAGACGAAGCAGCAGGCAUGUCCGAAGGCGAGGACCACCUUUCGCUGUAUUUUUAGAUGUCUUUCUUUUGAGCUUGAUUUUGUGUUGCUGUUCCCGUGAUCUGACGCACCGGCAGUGCGAGUGCCCGCGGGUGGGUGCACUUAAUCGCAGUGCCUUGCAGAAACUCAGACAACUGACACUUUUGGUGCUGGUGAUCUAUGAUGAUGCGAAGCCUAUACUUCGAUGCUCAUCGAAUCCGACCAGCUGAACGCCAGUAGCGCAUCAAAUGCUCUAUCGAACAACCUCAUCCCUUGUGAUGAUUGUGUCCAGGCCAGCACAGAGCUUCUUUGCGAAGAUGGACGACGAGGGUGAAAAAUUCUUGACAAUUGCUUGUCACUUCAUUUCAACACACGCCAAUGUCUCCGCUUUUUCAUUUUUAACUUUCAGGUAUACCAACAUAAUUGAGGAAGAAAAGGAAAAACUACACGAAAUGGAGGACGUCAAUGGAGAAACCAAGGCCAUGCGCAUGGAGGAAGUCGAGUCUUUGCAGAAAAAGUUGACGAAAGAUAAGAAGGACGUGGAGGCGAUCAAGAAAAAAAGCCAACAGCAAAGGGAGACACGCGACAAGCUCACCAGGGAGAUUGCAGCCCUGGAGUCGAAGGCCCGGAAGAAAGGCUCGCGGGCCUUUGUCUCGACAAACUUCUUUGAGGGAUACAGUAAGGGGGCGAGGUCCCCGAUCCCAGAGGAACGCGUCCUGCGUCUCGUGCCCAUCGAUGACGUUUUGGAAGACAUGCCCGCGGGCCCCGUGGAUGCGGAUGCAGGCGCGCCAGGCCAAGGCGGGCGGCAUCGAAAUGGGAAGAACGACGGGAGCGAUUGGGAGGGGGAGGAGACCGACGCGGAGGAUGGCCAGAAUUCCCGCGACAACAUCGACGACGCGGACGCCCUUAUCCUGGGCGAAGUGGCCCGCGCCCCCGCUGCAGGGUUCACGUGGGAAGACCAAACGGCGAGCGACGACAAGGGGCUCGAAGUACUAUUGCGCUGUGCGUUUGUUAUCAUCUGUUUGAUAAUAUGUUUCAUAUGUUAUAGCGCUCAUUUUCUAUUUCUAAAUGAACCACGUGGUGAGUCGCUGGAAUUGGCGAGAUGUCUAGUGGCAGGCGCAAGACUACGCUUCGCAGUAUCUUCACUUGCUUGCUCGUAUAAUUGCAUCACUUACUGCUGCAAGUAGUAUCUUUCUUCUUGGAGCCUCUUGGUUUACAAGCAGGAAAUGCUGCUGCAGCUCUAGAACGUUUUGAAGUUAGUGACUUCAAAGGCCAGCUACGAAUGUAUCGCACGUAAGUAGCACGAUCCCAGUGCGAUAGCUUUAUUGGAUGAUCUGCGUGAUGUGUGUCCACGCGUGAUUUCGAGCAUUCCUCUGAAGCGUUUCCCUGCUUUGGCUUUGUAAGUCUAGGUGUAAGAACUACUGCCCCAAAAAUAAAAUAAAAACAGCACGAAAAAGAGAUCGGAGCCUUCAAGGGCCAGAGACGUCUGGUGAUCGAGUUUCCGACCGAAGAAGUUGAAUUAUGCCCAGCCCGCAGCUUUUCUCCUGCGUUGACGGUGAAAACUCGGCGCAUUAUGUUCGCGGAAGACGAAAUGCCGGUAGAGGAGGAGGACGAUGAGGAGCAGCCUCAGAAGAAAUUUCCUUUGCUGCAUGUCACCAUCGGGAAGAAUAAAAGCGUCGAGCUCGAGUCGUAUGAUGAAGUCGGCGGGAAGGGGAGGCUGAUAUUUAGGAUUUUCUUCAAAACGACAAAGAACGCGAAGCCAACGCUUACAGCCAGGCUCAGACAAGAGGUCACCGAUCUCAUUUUGCCAAAGCUAACUAAGCUGCGGGACGCCAGAGAUCGCUUAGCCACCAAGGUCGAGGAUGAUCAGAAUCUGCUGGAGGAAAAAAUAGCAGCAAUUGAUAAACUUCAAAGCACCAUUGACGAAGUGAAGAUGAAGCUUGACAACAAAAAAGCGAGCGCGGAAAGCGUUGAGGAAGCACGAGAAAAAAUCAAGCAAGCUACGAAGCAGCGAGACUUUGUCAAGGGCAUGGUGCAGAAGCUUGCCCAGUACAAGAGUGACAAAUAAAAGCUAGACGCGGCUCGCGACCUCCUUCAAGCGCAGCCAUUGAAUCUUGUGCCGGAUCUAGUGCGGUAUUGCUUAACACAGAAGAAAGAAGAGUGGAGCGCUGCUGCGGGCGGCGCGGAUCCAGGCUACACCCUCCGCCCAUUGGCAGAAAAACUACUGCGGCCGAUGAUAGUCAAUGCGCCGUAUUGCCACACAGUUUUGGCGGAUCUGAAGAUAAACGUCGACAAGCUUGAGGCGGAGUCCGAUGCCGCGCAACCAGCUUGCCCAUCAAGAUCAAAAGCCGCUGUGGGGUCGUCCUCCUCGUCGUCUGCGUGCUAGAAAUGCCGUCAACGGUCAGAGAAUUUUGCAAAGUGAGGUUUGGAAAUGUGCGCAGAAGCGUCUGCUUCUCUCGGUCAUCACAAUCUUCCAGUGUUAUUUCGUAUUCCUAUUCAUCCAAGAGCAAAUGAACUCAAAGGCUUCGCAAAUGUAAAUUACGCUGCAGGCGACGAGGAAACGGAAAGUCCAGUCUGUCAGAAGAUCUCGUAAACAAAGUGUGCUGGCGAUGACAAAGAUUUAGGGCGAUGGAUCGACUCGAAUAUGGUACAACGUGCCGCGAAGCAGUGGCUCGUGUUCUAUAAUAUACACUACAGCAGGCUACCGCUACAACCAGGACCAGGAGGGUCCGACUCACAGAAGAUACGGACAUAAAUACGGUGGCAGCGCCGCGCUGUGAUAAUAGUAGGAGGGCAAGACGAAGACGGAGUGUCAGUCUUUGUUUGUAUGACAGACCAGGACCAUUCGGCCUCUCGAAGCGCAAUGAACGCAAGGCAAGCACGAAAACGACUUCGACCACGUCGAAGCAUGAUAUACACAAUAAAGCACCAAGACCAGAACUACAGUUGGCUGUGUUGUUUUUCUUAUUUCUGAUUCUGAUUU
Amoebophrya sp. A120 is the source of this 7657-nucleotide messenger RNA. The record is from the annotation of a GenBank genome assembly. Lineage: Eukaryota; Dinophyceae; Syndiniales; Amoebophryaceae.